AUGACGCCGAGUACUCCUCCUCCUCCUUCACCUGCAGUCACCUGCGCUGAGAACAUUGCCCUUCUCUAUCUCCUGCAUUCCGUUCCUGAUCCGCCCUCUCGCAAUUCGAUUGACCGUCUCCCGAUUCAUCAGAAUGGUUAUACGCUAUCCCUUCUACAAGAGCGACGCUUGGCCGGCAUGCUCGCAUUUCUUUCGAAUCUCAAAGAUGGUCCGGAGCACAUCCCUGCUGUUUGUGUUCAGGAGGGUCCCCAAUCGGCGUUCUUAAACGUCCUGCUUGCUGUGAAUAAAGCCAGGCCAGGCGAUGGCGAGGGAGUCCUACAAAACCUUAAGUUAGGCUUCGAGAGAAUCUUUACACUACUUUCUCGGGUAUCAGAUGGAGACGGCACACUAAUUAUCGAGGAUCAAGUCUUUACUGAAAUCAUCUCUAUGUGCUCUGUACGCAUUCUAUGCCGUCUGCGAUUUAUUCGCAACAGCAGGAAUACCCCAAGGCAACCCAUUAAGGAACUGCUCCAAGACGCUGUAGAUGCUAUCCGACGGCGGGAAAAGGAGACAGUUCAAGACACCGAGCUGCUCCUACGCUCUAGAUUGUUUGUGGAAGGAGCUAAAGAAGUGAUUAAGUUGGUCGAUGCAUGGGCCAAACAUCGCAAGCCAGUCCGGCUAGGGGAGUUAGUGGAAGGAGUCAAUCGCUUGUGGCAAGUAGGAGAACUUCAAGACCUGCUUAGCGCUAUACCGAACCAAGUUAUGGGUCCAACAUCGAGAAAGAAUCUCUUGAAUAUUAUCAGUAAGGUUGCAAGGUACCGGGAAGCUGCCAGAUUCCUCUAUCGCACAGCGAAGAAAAUCCCUUUGGUCCGACAGAUGACGAUUGUUCUUGUCAGCCUACCUCAGAAUGUAUUCCAGAAAAGACCGGCCAAUCAAUCUUCUCUGACCCUUCCUUCCACGGUCUCGCGAAUCAACGCACUGCAUAAACAGCAAUGGAAUGUCGGCCAAGUCUGUCGGUUAUUAAAAGUCAGUGAGGUUGAAGCAAAUGACCAGUUUGUCCAACAGACACGAAAAACCUUGAAGGACGCCAAGAUCCACGCCGAGAUCCAGCUGCUCUUCUACUGCGAGCUCGAGGCUUUCAAACUGCCGCCUCGAGCUUUUUGUUCGACCAAGGAUGCCUGCUUUCUUUGUAAUGCUUUCAUUCGAAUGCACGGGAAAAUACACACGCCAGGGUCCCACGGAAGACUAUACCCUGGUUGGCGGUUACCCUUUUCUCCGAGGCUUAAGGAAAUGGAGCAAAGAUUCAACACGGAAUUGGCACAUCAUAUCAGAAAUAGCCUCACGACACUUCUAUCGAGACAGCAGAAGACUGUAUAUCCAGACCCGCAUGAGAGCACACUCCUCACGCUAUCUGUGUCAAUGUCGACAUUGAGUAGCUCGGCGCUGCCAGAAGCUGAGGAGGGAGUGGUCUUACAGCCUCAAAUACCAAAUCGCUCAGAGACAGAUAAAAUCUUGUCGAAUCCUAAGGCACCCUCGAAGCCUUCGGAAAGAACACCGAGUAGCCCUACAGCGCGGACAGACGAUGUAUUGAUUCAACCUUCGAAUGAUAUUACUCCAAAAACUCUUCCUUCGCCCCGGGAACUAUCAUCAGAUAGUAUAUCUGUCGAGAGCUGCACACUUCUCCGAGGCCAGAUAUUGUCAAAAGGCGUUGAAGUCAACCACGCAUCACCACUAUAUGAUGCAGGGCAUCUCGAGGUUCAGAUCGAAUACUCGAUAGGUCCGAGUCAGAUCACACCUAAUAGUCAUCCAAGCGAUCUAUCUUAUAGCUUAGAAUGGCUCGCAGUCGGCGAAGCCGAGAAAGUGCUAGAACAACACGCAUCUUCGAUCGUGAAUGCAGAAUCGCUCGAGGGUGAAAUCUCACAUGGCCUAGACGAUCUGAAUUGUUUUUACAUUACUGCUCGAGGGUCGGUCCUAAAGAUCUUUCUUCAGCCGAGCAAUGCUGGGGUAGGUUCAGCGCUGUGA
This is a messenger RNA of Lachnellula hyalina, 2001 nucleotides long. RefSeq lists its product as uncharacterized. Lineage: Eukaryota; Fungi; Ascomycota; Leotiomycetes; Helotiales; Lachnaceae. The record is from RefSeq and is a predicted model, not a curated record. The coding region runs from base 1 to 2001 and encodes 666 amino acids. The transcript is spliced from 2 exons.